CCCAUGGAACAGCUGAUGGACCCCACUUCCCAUACUCUCACGGGUUCUCUAGAUCUCCACAAGUGGUGUUGAGCUUCAGUUGAUGUUUUAUAUGUAUUUAUUCCAAUGGCUAUGAAUCCAAUGGAACAGCUGAUGGACCACACUUCCCAUAACAAGCAGAGCAGGAACGGGUUCUAUAGAUCUCCUCAAGUGGUGUUGAGCUUCAGUUGAUGUUUUAUAUGCGUGAUGAUGCGUGUCGUGCUCUCGGCUCUGCUGCUCUCUCAGGUUUGCUGUGAUAUCGAUCUGGAUGGUUACUGGAUGUCCUGGAAAAUUGAGUUUAAUAAAGACUACACUAGUGAGAGCGAAGAAGUAUACAGGAGAGUAAUUUGGGAGCAGAAAUUUUCAGAAGUCAUGAAGCACAAUAAAGAAGCUGCAGCAGGAAAACACACCUACACCUUGAGGAUCAACCACCUCGCAGAUAUGACAACAGAAGAAGUCAAUGCUAACCUGAAUGGUCUGAAGUUAGAGAAGUUAGGGCAUUUAUCUCCUGAUGUUGCUAAUGAGAACUUCUUGAGUGGUUUCCCCCUCCCUCCCAGUGUGAACUGGACUGAGGAUGGAUUUGUCACCCCGGUGAAAGACCAGGGGAAAUGCAACUCGUGCUGGGCUUUCAGUGCAGUGGGAGCUUUAGAAGCUCAGAUGAAGAAAAAGAAAGGUCGACUGGUUCCUCUGAGUGUUCAGAACCUGGUGGACUGCAGUUUCGGGGAGGGAAACGAAGGCUGUAACGGAGGACUCAUGACUAAUGCCUUUAACUACAUUAUAAACCACAAUGGAAUCACCAAGGAGUCGGAAUACCCUUAUAAAGAAAAGAAUGGGAGCUGCGAUUAUCAUUAUCGCCAUAAAUACGGACGCUGUUCUGGUUUCCGCGUGCUUCAGCGUUAUAGCGAGUACGAGCUGCAGAAGGCAGUGGCUAACAUCGGACCCGUGGCAGUGGGAAUUCAUUCCAACCAGAGCACGUUUCAUCUUUACGGGCAGGGUAUUUAUAAUGACUAUUCAUGUGUUGGUCAUCAAAUAAACCAUGCUGUCCUGGUAGUUGGAUAUGGAAAAGAAGGAGGGCGACAAUACUGGCUAAUCAAAAACAGUUGGGGUCCUAACUGGGGUGAGGGAGGUUAUUUACGACUGGAGAGAAACAAGAACAUGUGUGGAAUCGGCAUCUAUAGUGUCGUCCCCACUGUCUGAGCUCUUUACUCUACUUGGAUCAGGUCUCUUGCUAGUAUGGACUGACUGCGAAUGUUAAUGUGUGUUACGUUGAUUUGUAUUGUACUGAUGGAUGUGAUAAGAAAACAUUUAUUCUUGUAAUGAACAAAAUGCUGAAUUGUCCACAUUGUAUAACAUUAAACCCGGUGCAUAAAUCAUUGUAAAUACAAUGUUUUUAAUCCCAA
Messenger RNA from Clarias gariepinus (North African catfish), 1418 nucleotides. RefSeq names its product procathepsin L-like. The coding region runs from base 226 to 1215 and encodes 329 amino acids. Gene Ontology annotation, biological process: immune response. Gene Ontology annotation, molecular function: cysteine-type endopeptidase activity. Gene Ontology annotation, cellular component: lysosome. The record is from RefSeq and is a predicted model, not a curated record. The transcript is spliced from 8 exons. Lineage: Eukaryota; Metazoa; Chordata; Actinopteri; Siluriformes; Clariidae.